This is a messenger RNA of Ostertagia ostertagi, 828 nucleotides long. The record is from the annotation of a GenBank genome assembly. Lineage: Eukaryota; Metazoa; Nematoda; Chromadorea; Rhabditida; Trichostrongylidae.
AUGGCGAGAUCAGUUUCCCGACCUCGUAAAAGCGCGUCGAAGUCGCCGGCACGUGUGAAAAAGAUGAUGUCGUCACCAAAAUCUGAACCGAAGAAGAAAAAGUCCGAAAAAAUCAAAGUGAAGUCCAGGUCAAGAUCAGCUAGUAAGGGACGUAAAGGGAAACUAAUGAAAUCGAAAUCUCCGAAGAAGAGCAAGAGCAUCAGCAGAUCGAGAUCUCGUCCACGUCCGAUAAAGAAAUUCUCUCCGCUGAGGAGGAUGUCUUCGCCAGGAAAGCAGGAAGAUGCGAAGAAACCAGCACCAGCGAAAACGCCGUCAGUGAAAACUCCAACAACAAAGACUCCAGUAGUGAGGAAAAGCUCAACGAGAUCAACUGCUGCUCCAGCUCCAAAGACACCAUCAGUGGACUCCUCAUCGACCAGCGCUUCAAGUGUGCGUCCUUCACGUAGCGUUGAAAAGAGGACCUAUACGUCAACGCCUUUCGACUACGAAAUGCGUCAACGGUUCUUGCGACCCGAAAGCUCUAGCCGAUCUCCCGUCAAGAUCACACCGAAGAAAUCCGCACCGUCUGCCUGCACUGGAUUGUACAACCGCACUUGUGGAACAGUCUAUGCUGCUGGCCGCACAGUCUACGGUGCCUCUCGUGCUGCUUACCGAUCAGUGGUAUCAAAUCGUCGCGAAAUUCUCGUAACGCUGGCUCUACUGGGACUCGUUACUCUCAUUACAUACUUUAUUCUCUAUAGCGAUCCUGCAAAAACCCGCGCCUUCAUUCACUCAAUCCCUGGCAGGGUUAAGGCGUGGUACCACAGACAAGGUUUUGUCCGUAAGUGA